UGUGCGCUGGAGCCAUUUAUUUUACACUAGGAUAAUGGUCAGAGCCACGAUAGUAACAUAUAAAAUUAAUGUUGACCGUGAUCCGAUCUUUAAAACACAGCUCUGCUGAUGUUGUUUUCUGUAAUAAUAAAUCAUUUUCUUAAAAGGUCAGUAGGUACUUAGUAUUCUCAGUAAUUAAAGCAGUCAUUAUAAAUGUGACACUGACACUGACAAUCGCUAUCACAAUUCAAAACAUGUUACAGUGAACACGGUGAAAAUAAUAAAUUAACUAAAGAUAAAUAUUUAUUUUAAUUGCGUAACGAACGUGAAGCGCGGUAGCCUCUGCUCUGUGAAAUAUAAGUUCGAUUAACGAAGCAAAUAUUCUGUGUAACAUGAAUAACGUAAUUUAUAAACUUUCAUAUGUAAGUGCAACUUCAGGAAUAAUAAGGAACUUCUCUGUAUCAGCUGUUAAUAAUGCUAAUUACUCAUGUAAGCUAUUAGUGGUUGGUGGAGGCUCUGGGGGAUGUUCAAUGGCAGCUAAGUUUGCCAGAAAGCUAAAGAAAGACUCUGUUAUUGUAUUGGAGCCAAGUUCCGACCAUUACUACCAGCCUCUUUUCACCCUCGUCGGCGCGGGGGUGACGUCACUCUCAGCAACAAGGCGUCAAGCGCGAUCCGUCUUACCGUCUGCGGCGAAAUGGCUCCAGGACUCAGCAUUGAGCAUAGACCCCAAGAAAAGUGUUCUCACCACCACCAAAGGGGACACUGUUAGCUAUGAGUACUUAGUUGUUGCUGUCGGAUUGAUCAACGAUUAUGGUAAGGUGCCCGGACUAAAAGAAGCAUUGAACGACAAAAACAGCGGAGUUUCAACGAUAUUCUCAUCGGACUACUGUGAGAAAACGUGGAGCGAUUUAAAGAGUUUCAAAGGCGGUGACGCGGUGUUCACUUACCCGGACACGCCUAUCAAGUGUCCCGGGGCGCCGCAGAAGAUAGCUUAUAUGGCCGAUGCUUAUUUUAAUAAGUCGAACGUCCGAUCGAAAUCUAAGAUCACCUACAACACGUGCCUGCCCGUUAUAUUCGGCGUGAAGAAAUACGCAGACAUACUCUUGAAGGUGGUUGAACGCAAGAAGAUCAACGUAAAUUACAAGACUGUGCUCAAAGAAGUGAGGAGUGACAAGAAGGAGGCUGUGUUCUUCACCGCGUGCGAGGACAAGGAUAAGGUAACGACCCAGCGCUACGACAUCCUGCACGUUACCCCGCCAAUGAGAACACCGGAUUUCCUGCAGCAGAGCAAAGAGCUGGUCGACGCGACCGGGUAUUUGACGGUCGAUAAAUACACUCUGCAGCACACCAAGUACCCGAACAUAUACGGCAUAGGAGAUUGCACGAACACCCCAAACAGCAAGACUGCGGCUGCUGUUGCAAAACAAGGAUAUGUGCUAGAACAAAACCUCCUCAAUACAAUGAAGAGGGACAACCCUAAGCACAAGUACGACGGGUACGGCGCGUGCCCGCUCGUGACGUCAUACAACACGUGCGUGCUCGCAGAGUUCAUAUACGACGGUGUGCCAAGGGAAACGCUCCCUAGAUGUAAAUUGCUGGUAGUGGGAGGAGGUGCGGGUGGAUGCAGCAUUGCGUGGCGAUUUUCAAAGCGUUAUAAUAAAAAUGACAUUAUUGUGAUAGAACCCAAGAAGGAUCAUUACUACCAGCCUCUGUUCACAUUGAUAGGAGCGGGUGCAAAGAAGUUUUCGCAAAGUCAUAGACCUACAAAGUCUAUACUGCCCAAAAACGUAUUAUGGCUGCAGGAUAAAGUCGAUAGCUUCGAUCCAUGCAAUAAUUUAGUAUACACUGGUUGUGGAUAUAAGUUGCGAUACGAUUACAUGGUGAUCGCAGUUGGACUGAAGAAUGAUUAUCAUCAGAUUUUAGGUUUAAAAGAUGCUCUAAGCAACCCUUUAGCCCCGGUAUCAACAAUAUACUCACCGGAUUAUUGUCAAAAGUGCUGGUGCUGUAUGCAGAACUUCCAAGGUGGAUUGGCUAUAUUCACUUUCCCCAGAAAAGCUGGGAAAUGCUCCGGGGCUGCUCAGAAGAUUAUGUAUCUGGCUCAUGAUUAUUGGAAAAAGAAAAAGCUCCAGUCUUCGACAAACAUAGUUUACAGUACGGCAGGAGAUGUUUUAUUUGGAGUUCCAAAAUACGCGACGCCUCUGUCAAGAAUUGCCUGGGACAAAGAUAUUGCCGUGAACUAUAAGCUCGAGUUGAUUGAGGUUACUCCAAAGAGGGCGAUAUUUCUGGAUUGCAAGGAACAGACUAUAACCCUCCCAUACAACUUCCUGCACGUAACUCCGCCCAUGUCGCCGCCGGUGUGCCUCACGAAAUGCGAAGAUCUAAUAAACGAGGACGGGUAUUUAUAUGUAGAUCAGUACACCCUGCAACACAGGAGGUACCGCAACAUAUACGGACUGGGAGACUGCACCAGUUCGCCCAAUAGCAAGACAGUAGCUGCAGUAGCCAAGCAAAGCUAUGUAGUAGCGGAGAACCUGUGGCGAACAAUGUACGGCAAAGAGCCGACUGCGAAGUACGACGGCUAUGGCGCCUGUCCCAUACUCACAUCCUACAGUCGCGGUAUUCUAGCCGAGUUUGUGUACGACAAGAAACCAUGUGAAACUUUCGCUUUUGAUCAGAGUAAAGAGCGGCGUUUGGUUUGGCACCUUAACAACAGUGUUUUCCCUCACUUGUACUGGAAAAGACUUAUUAAGGGCAAAUGGAACGGACCUUCUACGUUACGCAAGUUCACCAACCCGUUAAAAACUUAAAACACAUGGAAAAAUAAAAAUAUUUUAUUUCAUACAAAAAUCACUAAACUUUGGACUAAAACCGUAACGUAACCGUAACCGUUUGGACGUAAACUUAAAAGUAAUAGUUAAAUAUAAUAGGUAACAUAAUAAU
This is a messenger RNA of Pararge aegeria (speckled wood butterfly), 2919 nucleotides long. RefSeq names its product sulfide:quinone oxidoreductase, mitochondrial (gene Sqor). Gene Ontology annotation, molecular function: sulfide:quinone oxidoreductase activity; FAD binding. The coding region runs from base 372 to 2786 and encodes 804 amino acids. Gene Ontology annotation, cellular component: mitochondrion. The record is from RefSeq and is a predicted model, not a curated record. NCBI's taxonomy places the organism in Eukaryota, Metazoa, Arthropoda, Insecta, Lepidoptera, Nymphalidae. The transcript has 14 exons.